Rubroshorea leprosula is the source of this 1239-nucleotide messenger RNA. NCBI's taxonomy places the organism in Eukaryota, Viridiplantae, Streptophyta, Magnoliopsida, Malvales, Dipterocarpaceae. The record is from the annotation of a GenBank genome assembly.
ACAUUUUUAAUCAAAUUGGAUUGAUGGUUGUUUCCUGUUGGCAAUAUGGAGAUAUCCGUACUCUCUAUACAGCCCGCAAACAUCAUAGUUUUGCGAUGAUUUCUUUUUAUGAUAUAAGGGCAGCCCAAAAUGCACAGAGAGCUCUCCAAACUAAGCCAUUGAGGCAUAGGAAACUAGAUAUACAUUAUUCUAUUCCAAAGGGUAAUCCAUAUGAAAAUAAUGUCAAUCAGGAAAUGCUGGUAGUUUUCAAUCUUGAUGCCUCUGUUUCAACCAAUGAGAUUCAACAAAUUUUUGGUGUUUUUGGAGAAAUUAAAGAAAUCCAUGAGACUUCUCCUGAGCAAAAUCACAAAUUCAUUGAAUUUUAUGAUGUUAGAGCUGCUGAAGCUGCUUUUUGUGCAUUGAAUGGGUAUGACAUUGCUGGGAAGCAGAUCAAAAUUGAACCAAGUCCUCCAGGGGCUGUAAGAUGUUUUAUGCAACUUUCAGACCAAGGGCAGGAUGAAUCUAAUGAUCUCUGUCAAAGUUCUUUGGAUGACUUGAUGGCAGGACGCGUGGCUGGGGUAAGUGCAUCUGGCUACAUGGAUAAUGGAUCCAGCCCGAUAUUACAUUAUGAUAUAAAGUCACUUGUGAAUACAUUUAUUGGACCUAGUCGAAGUUCUAGUGUUCCAAUCAGCUUGCCCUCUCCGGCUAGAGUGGCAUCCGUUAGCAACCAAUUUAACCUUCAGGAGCCAAACCAUGCUCCGGAUGAAAUGGAGUCUGGGAACCAGUGCAUUACAAGUUUCCGUCCCCAUUCCUUUCUCGAUUAUCAUGAUAAUUUAGCCACAAGCCUUCCAUCCAACUCCUCGAGCACCAUUCUGGACAUGGUUAGCAGUUUAGUUUCCCAAAUGAUUGAUGGACUUGAUAAUAGGAGCAUUUAUGGAGUGAGCACAAAUGGGCACCUGAUAGAACCUAAUGGAGGGGGCAAGUUAUCUUGGUUAGAUUUUACCAUUGAUAAUUUUCACAUGCUUGCACCACUUGUGACAACUGAGAUAGAGAAAGUAACUAGAAUUUUUAAGAGAACUCAACUGCUAGUAUUCUUUUAAGGUGUUCAGUUGACUUAUUAGCUGAUUCAUUCUCUUUAGUUUUUGGAUCAUCUGGUAAUGGAAGCUGUUUGCUUCAUGGAAAUCGUUUUAUUGGAGCUAACAUCCCUAACAAAAGAAAACCGUUUCAGAGUUAAACACUUAGUAAAGCUUCAGCAGAUUA